CAUAAUUUAUCGUGCUUACAAAAUAUUUUGUUGAUAAAAUUAAGCCGUUCAUUUCGGCAUUUGUUUUUUAAUUAUAGAUUAACAUGUGAAACAUGUGACGUGAUUCUACAAUGUCGUCGAGGGAUAAGCAUAACAAUACCAGGAGUUUGAAUUUAAAGAACGUGUUCAGCACAGAUGAGGAUUCUAAUCUUGAGAGAACAAAAUCUCUGUCGGUUUUCUGCUCAGAUGUUUUCUUUUAUGAAUCUAAUUUAAGAUCAGAUCAUUUCGGUAGCUUGCACAACCUUAGGUCCUUGAAUAUAUCCUACUGCAAGCUCCGAACCCUUCCUCCUCGCUCCUUCGUUGGUUUAACCAACCUGGAGCAGCUUUCCGUCCAGACCUUUAACAGUCAGUGGAGCGCCAUCACCUUGGACCUCGACUACGAGGCCUUCAUUGGCCUGGAGAAGUUGACCCGUCUCGACCUGACCCGAAACAACAUGUUCCAGCUGCCGGCCAAACUGUUCUGCCCGCUCAACACCGAGCUAGUGGUUGACCUGAGCCACAACCAGCUGUCAGGGUUCCAGGUUCUAGGUCUGAGCUCCCUAACAACGGAUCCGUGUUCAGUUCCAAUCACGGAGCUGGAUGUGAGCUUUAAUCAAAUCCGAGCAGUCCCUGAGGACUCACUAGGGACUGCUCCUCGGCUCCGGAGUAUCAGAGCUAAAGGGAACCUGCUCCAGGCUCUUGAUAGAUCAGCUUUCCAGGGACUCCAGGAGCUGGAGGAGAUUGAUAUCAGUGAUAAUGAUCUAACAGCUCUUCCUCCAGAUCUAUUCCUAGAUAAUCCUAGACUAAAGCAGAUUGAUCUUUCUAAUAAUAGUAUAGGGACCAUUCAUAUAUCUAUAUUCAGGAAUACUAGUGAAGUAUCCUAUAUAAACCUGAGCAGAAAUCAUCUGGACCAAAACUGGUUAAAGGAUACCUUCAACGGUUUGACAAGAUUAAAGGUUCUAGAUUUAAGCAGAAAUCAUAUUUCUUCAAUAGAUAAAAAUAUGUUCAGAGAUCUAAAGAGUCUUGAAUGGUUGUCUCUAGCCCACAAUAGAAUAAACGAGGUCGGAGGAUUCCAGAUCAGCCUCUUUCCUGCCCUCUCAACCCUCCUCUUCAACCACAACGCCCUCGAGACCAUCCCCAGCCUCAUGCUAUCCUCCAGUAGGAACCUCGAGGUUCUCGACCUUGCUCACAACAAGAUUCAGUCAGUUAACAAGGAGGCUUUCACCAAUACAACCAAUCUUAGAUAUUUGAGUGUAUCCCACAACCUGUUAACUGAGCUUCCAGCUGGGCUGGUUAACUUGACUAACCUCGACGCCAGCGUCAACAUCCUUGGCGUCCUUAGUCGGAAGGAUAUCGAGGGUAUGUCCUCCCUUCUUCGUCUUAACCUCAGUAGUAACGAAAUCUCGAGGCUCGAGGUCGCAAGUUUCAACGAGACACCGAGGUUGACCCAUCUAGACCUCUCAAGAAACCGGUUGAGGAUAAUCGAACAGUCGACGCUCGCCGCCCUCGUCUCGUUGACCGAGCUCAGCCUCGCUGAGAACCAGUUGGAGGAUAUAAACGGCCUUCUCACAACACAAACUCAUCUCAGCUUCCUUAAUCUGUCCUCCAAUUUCAUUCAAUGGUUUGAUUAUGCUUUCAUUCCAAACUCUCUUCAAAUUCUUGAUUUACAGAACAACAGGAUAGAGGAGGUGGAGAACUACUACUCCUUGAAGGACGGGUUCAACCUGGAGUACCUAGACGUGAGCAGGAACAGGAUUAGAAACCUAGGAGUUCUUUCUCUUCUUCCUAGUCUAGCAGAGAUCAUUCUCAGGUAUUUAACGUGUAAUAUAUCCGUGUUUAGUUUAACGUGUAAUAUAUCCAUGUUUAGUUUAAUGUGUAAUAUAUCCGUGUUUAGUUUAAUGUGUAAUAUAUCCGUGUUUAGUUUAACGUGUAAUAUAUCCGUGUUUAGUUUAACGUGGAAUAUAUCCGUGUUUAGUUUAAUGUGUAAUAUAUCCGUGUUUAGUUUAAUGUGUAAUAUAUCCGUGUUUAGUUUAAUGUGUAAUUUAUCCAUGUUUAGUGAGAAUGAGAUCAGUGAUAUCGGACACAACACUUUCCUGUCAAAAAAUAAUCUCUCCAGGGUAGAUCUCAGGAGCAACAAGAUAUCCGUCCUUAGUCUUGCCAGCCUCAUCAUAGCUCAGGAUACUAUAGAUAAGCCGGAAUUCUUCUUGGCCGGCAACCCCUUCCAGUGUAGUUGUGAGAUGCAGUGGUUGAUUACACCAGGCUCAUCUGACCGGCUCCCAGCCCUAGCUGACCUUCAGGAUACAGAAUGCCUGGUCAACUACAACGGUAACACGACUGCGCUAGCUUCUGUGACCAGCGUGCUACCAAAUCAGUUUCUGUGUGAGUAUGAGUCCCACUGUUUCUCUCUGUGCAUGUGCUGUGACUUCUUCGGGUGUGAUUGCCGCAUGCAGUGCCCGGAUGGAUGUUCAUGUUUCCAUGACUCUACGUGGUCAGCUAAUAUUAUCCAAUGCUCGGCCCGGGGACACCGUGAGAUACCGCCUCUUAUACCCAUGGACGCCACCAGUGUGUUCUUGGACGGAAACAGUCUUGGUGACCUUUCCGGUCAGAUCUUCCUAGGGAGAUCAAGGAUGAAGAACUUGUACCUGAACAACACUAGGAUAUCGGAGAUCAGUAACAACACCCUGCUAGGACUGCUUGAUCUGCAGCUACUUGAUCUUAGUGGGAAUGAACUCUGGGUCCUGAAAGGAGCAGAGUUUACUGAUCUGGUCAACCUUCGUGAGCUUUAUCUUCAGAACAAUAGGAUCACAAGUAUUGCGGAGGAAACAUUUCGAGCGCUAAAGUCUCUGUCUGUGCUGCGGCUUGACAACAAUCUUCUGACAACAUUCCCAAUCUGGGAGCUGGCGUCCAACCCCUUCAUCAUCGGGGUGUACGUCGCUGAGAACGCUUGGACCUGUCAUUGUGAUUUUGUGAACAAGUUCCGAAUGUUUAUCGACGGAAACCUGGACAAGAUCAUUGACGCCCACGAGGUGAAGUGUAUCGUGGACAAGCUGAUAGACGACUCCUAUACAACAACCAACAAGAGAAACUGUAUAGAGUCCAGAAACUCUGCGUUUAUGAGCCUAAACUCAGAUGACGGGAAAAUUCUAUCCAUUGCCAUUGGUUGCUGCGUUAUGUUCGUCACUUUGCUCAUCUCAGCCUUCCUUGCUUACAAAAUGAAGGAUACAAUCAAACUCUGGAUACACUCAAAGUACGGGGUUCGAAUCCUUGCAAAGAAUAUAUCCGGAGAAGAUACAAUGUAUGAUGCGUAUGUAUCCUAUAGCAUAAAAGAUGAAAGUGUUGCUCUAGGUAUAGCGGAAGAGCUGGGACGGUAUAGGUUGUGUCUCAACUAUAGAGAUAUUGCCAAUUCCAACAGAGACAUUAACCCUGCUACAGUGUUUGCUGCCAAGUCUAGUGCUAGUAUUAUUGUCAUCAUGUCCAAGGUGUAUCUAGAGUGUGAGUGGGAACAGAUUAAAACCACGCUACUCCAACCCAACCCGGAGUUAUGUCGAAACCUUAUUCUUAUCCUACUCGAAGAUCUAUUUGACUACGAAGUUUUAAACAAUUCUGAGAUAAAAUCAUUCAUCAAUUCUUGCCAUUCCGUCCUGCACUGGAAGGAAUCCAAAUUCUGGACCAAGCUAAGAUACACGCUUCCAGAUCCCCAACCUAGGCUUGACAAGACAAACACAACCCAGCUCCUGGAUAACCAGGAUACCUGGAAUUUCUUGCACAAAGAAGUCCCGGAUUCCGGCGUCUCUUCAGCUCAUAUCUCGACAGUAUCGUUGAACCAGGCGGGAGCACGUCUUGACUCUCUCCGGUUCAAAACCAAAUCUCGCCAAUCCAUCCCAUCCACCGUCGAGUCAAACAAUGAGUUUAUCUACCUCACUCCUAAACCAAAGAAAGCUCGGUGUCAGUCCGGGACUCAGGGGCACGGAGAUAUCUUCAAUACUCAUCAGAGAUCAUCAUCCGAGAUUUAUAAUCAGCAACAAGCUGGGAGUCCAAGUAUUCAUCAUCAGAGAUCAAAAUCAACCUUGGUUCCAGCCUCCCUUCCCUCUCCCACAUCUCAACUUCUAGCCUCCAACAUAAACCUCAGGCAGGCAAUCCAACCUCAGCCUCAGCCUCCUGAGGACCAAGGUUCAGCCAAACACAUCUAUGGGUCAACCUCGUUCAUCUACAAGUUAAUUUCCUCGGCAGGAAGUGAGAAUGAUUAUAAUCCUGGUUCUCCAGGUCUACCUGGAAACACGAGUACUCCUGGGAACCAUAUUUAUAUCCAGAACCAGCAGCAUCAGCGUUCUUCCAGCCUUCUCUCUCAGAACCAAACCUACUCCCAGAGUCCGACUCAACAGCUGAUCCAUCAACGGAGUAGAUCUGCAAUAUCCCCUUCUCCGCUCAGCAUAGUUCAAUCCUCUCCAACCUUUCUACCUGGACCCGGAGCAAAGAUUAUAACCUCAACCCCUCUGCUGUAUCACACCUCACAACUACUUCCUCAAUCCUCACAACUCCCAAACAAAGGAAAACUAACAAGGUCCUCAUCCCAACUUAACUCUGGAAAUGGCAAACCUCCAAAUAUCCAGCUCCGAACCGCAACAUUAGCUCCAUACCACAGGAAACAUCCGUCCCACUCACAAUUAGACUCCCAACCUCAAUCUGCUGUUAUACAUCAAAGAUCUAAAUCCACUCCAUAUCAGGGGUUUGUGGUUUAGUAAAAUACACCUCAGGGUCGUCUUCAUAAUUUCACACAUCUAAAAUAAUUUGUGAAAUGUAGUAAAAUCGAUCUGAACCUUUCUCAUUCGUUUCAAGGUUGACGAUAUAUUCAUUCUGGAUCUACCUGCUAUAUACCUAUAUAUACAUAAUAUUGAACGAAUUCUGAGAUGGAACUUUCAUGAAACAUUGCAAUUUGCAGCUCUCUCAACUUCUCUUUUUAUUUUAACGUUUUUAAAUUGAAUCUCUAACUACUAAAAAAAAGGUGUUUGCGCUUAUUAUUCAAGUUUCAGAUUAAAAAUUUGCGCACAUUUGACAAGCUUUGAAGAGUAAAUUUUUGUGUGAAGUUUGUUUGAUAUGAUUACUAUUAGGAAAAUUAUUAGGCAAUAUUUGCCCUGGCUGUGCAUAAACUUAGUGCCAUGUAUUUAGUUUUCAAAUCUCUGCAAAUUGCCAUAAAUCCUUCUAACUUGUAUUAAAUUGAAAACAUUGAACAAUAUGUAG
Molecule: messenger RNA, 5256 nt
Organism: Eurytemora carolleeae
Lineage: Eukaryota; Metazoa; Arthropoda; Copepoda; Calanoida; Temoridae
Product: toll-like receptor Tollo
Exons: 10
Coding region: 111-4757 (1548 amino acids)
Biological process (GO): signal transduction
Molecular function (GO): protein binding
Source: RefSeq, a predicted model, not a curated record